CAGCGGCAUCAGCAUCAGCCAACAGGUCCCGGCCCAAAUCUGGAAGGUCCCUUUGAAGAGAUGGCCCUGGUGAAGGCCGGCUGGCUCUGGAGGCAGAGCUCCAUCCUUCGACGUUGGAAGCGGAACUGGUUCGUUCUGUGGCUGGAUGGCACCCUAGGCUACUACAAGGACGACAGCCUGGAGGAGGAGGAAGACCGAGUGCUAAUCCGGUUCAAUUGCCGAGAGGUGAAGACUGGACAGGAGUGCCCGGAGGUACAACUGCCCGAAGGCCGGAACCGGGACUCUCUCCUGAUGGUGUACCUGAGGGAUGGCCCCCGCCUGGUACUAUGUGCUGAGAAUAAGGAUGAGGCUUUAGCAUGGAAGAGUGCCCUCCUAGAAGCGAACUCCACCCCGGUACGCAUCUAUGACCCCUACGAUGACUAUUACCAGAUGGUGCCACCCAAUGCCCAUGAUGCCACCUACAUCCGCACUGGCUACUAUGGGCCCCCGUAUGGAGCUCCAGGAGUGACCCACGUCAUCCUGCGUGACUCACCAUACUAUGGCAGAGAUACUGGGGGUGACAUCGCUAUGGGCAUGUUGGCUGGAGCUGCCACAGGCGCAGCCCUGGGUUCCCUCAUGUGGAUGCCCUGCUGGUUCUGAGGCCACACACCCAGGAGCACCUGAAGAUUCUCCCCACCUUUGGACAGAGACCCUGACCCUGGCCCUCAUUAGAUGCCUAUCUGUCUGUGGCAUAAACUUCUCCUUGAUGGUCCUGUCCUGACCUCCCCAAAAUCCUGAGGACUGGGUUUUGCUCCCUCAGCCUUUACUCUGGUCAAGCUCUGGCUGUUCAUAGUCUCUCUAACACCCAUGCCCCAACUACCACAAUAGAUAUAAGAUGUCUUGGCUCUCACUAUGUCCCACAGCGAUGCCCCCACCCCCAGCUGUGGCUAAAUGUCUGAGUGGUUCCUUCACCCAUCCCCAUUAC
Molecule: messenger RNA, 964 nt
Organism: Trichosurus vulpecula (common brushtail)
Lineage: Eukaryota; Metazoa; Chordata; Mammalia; Diprotodontia; Phalangeridae
Gene: PLEKHB1
Product: pleckstrin homology domain containing B1
Exons: 7
Coding region: 61-639 (192 amino acids)
Biological process (GO): regulation of cell differentiation
Cellular component (GO): membrane
Source: RefSeq, a predicted model, not a curated record